Coffea eugenioides is the source of this 2602-nucleotide messenger RNA. Its product is annotated as B3 domain-containing protein Os03g0120900-like. Gene Ontology annotation, molecular function: DNA-binding transcription factor activity; DNA binding. NCBI's taxonomy places the organism in Eukaryota, Viridiplantae, Streptophyta, Magnoliopsida, Gentianales, Rubiaceae. Bases 518 to 2056 code for a protein of 512 amino acids. The transcript is spliced from 2 exons. The record is from RefSeq and is a predicted model, not a curated record.
UUCUCUGUGAAACUCUGAAUGAAUGAGAGAAUAAAUUACAAAGGGAAAAUCGCCUAACUUAAGAAGCUUCCAGGGUGGGACUGGGGAUUCAUUUGCUCUCUCUCUCACACGCACAAACACGCACAGUAAAAGGGCACUCUCUUCGCGACCAAGGGAAAAGGAUAGGAACAUAUCCCAUUUGCGGCAGCGAACGGGAUGGGAUGCAUUACUAGCGACGACAGGAGUGAUAUUUUGAUCCAUUUCGUGGAUUGCUCUUCUCGUAGUUCAUGGUGUGGCUGCUCUUCCUCUCCAAACUAGGUGCUCUAAUGAUGCAGUAGUAGUCGACAAGAAGAAGAACUGAAGAAGAAGAAGCUGAAGAAGUAAGUCGAUCGUGCCGAAGAAGAAGAAGCUCUUCAUUUUUUUUGCACUCCACCGCCACUAGGAGAAUAGAUUGAUCCAUCCCGGAUAUAAUUAGAGAAGCCAGCAGGAUUUGGGGGGCUGCAAUAUCUGCAGGCGCCAUAUAUAAUUACUGAAUAUCAUGAAUUUCAUGGCCCCUAGACAACCAGGAGGAGGAGGAGGAUAUUACGAGGAAGAUUCAUCAAGAGCAACCCGCCCUUUUUCUCAGCCGUCUUCUGCUGCUGCUGCUACUCCUCAACAUCAUCAUCAUCAGUACCUGCAGCAGAGAGACCUCCUUGUCCCUCCAUCCUACAACCACCACCAACCACGGGGACCGUGGGAUGAUAGGAGAGUCUCUUUCCGAGGCUACAGCUGUGGUGGAGCUUCCCAGCUUGAUCUCAUGGCGAUGGAUUCUUCUUCAUCGCCUACUACAAACGGCAGCAGCUGCAGCAACAUCGUUGAGGAUGCCGAUGAGCCUCGCGUGGGAGGAGGGAACACUACCAGUGCGUCGUUGAUAAUAGAGAGAGAACACAUGUUUGAUAAAGUGGUGACACCGAGCGACGUCGGCAAGCUCAACAGAUUAGUCAUCCCCAAGCAGCACGCGGAGAAGUAUUUCCCUCUCGACUCCUCCACCAACGAGAAGGGACUCCUCUUGAAUUUCGAAGACAGAAAUGGGAAGCCGUGGCGAUUCAGGUACUCCUACUGGAACAGCAGCCAGAGUUACGUGAUGACCAAAGGCUGGAGCCGCUUCGUCAAGGAAAAGAAGCUCGAUGCCGGGGACAUCGUCUCCUUUCAGCGCGGAGUGGGUGAGCUGGGCAAGGAUCGAUUGUUCAUUGAUUGGAGGCGCCGACCCGACGCUCCCGAUCACCCUCAGUUGCCUCCUUCCAUGUCCACUGCUAGUUUUUCGCAGCUGCUUCCACAUCAUCAAUAUUCUUUCCGCCAUCCUUGGAACCAUCCUUUCUACUUGCAGCAUCAUCAGCAGCAGCAAAACCCCAGGGACCAUUACCAGUUGCUACAACUAAAUAAUGCUGCUACUGGUGUCGGUAUUAACAACAAUCCAAAUCCAUCUCAUCCUCAUCAUCUAAGCAACAACUACGCCUACGGCAAUGUAAUGACGGGAAACCCUUGUUCCGGCCCAUUCAUUUAUCUCAGAUCCGCUGCGGCUGCAAGGCCACAUCCCGUCAAUUUGGGAAUCGGAACUGUGCAAAUGGUGCAGAAAGGAGGAGGAGGCAGCGUUGGGCUGAACCCGGAGGAGGUGAUGGUAGAGGAGGGUGGGGAGGGGGAGGAGCCAAUGGUGUUUGAGUCGGUGCCACUGGUCCAAGGGAAGGCCGCAGCAAAGCGGCUGCGGCUGUUUGGAGUUAACAUGGAUUGCCCCAUCUCGGAGUCGUCGUCGGAGGAUCAGGAGGAUGAUAAUUGUGACAUACUUGUAUUACCUUCCACCGCAGUCGCUCAUCCUACAAUGCCAUCACAAUUUCCCCACUUGUGUUCAUCUCCACCUCCACCUCCGCCUGCUUCUUCUUCUUCCUCUUCUUCUUCUUCUUCUUCUUCAACUUGUCCUCUGCAGUUGAGGCCAUACAAUUAUGCCAGCCGUCCACCGCUCCACACAAUGCCCUCCAACAACAAAAGCAGUAGCAGCGACAGCAAGGGCAAGGCAUCUAUGUCCUUGGAUUUGGAUAUAUAGUUAGAUGGAGUGGCACCGGGGACUCGGGAGUGACUAAAAAUCUUCUAAGCUGGGACAUAUACGACUUGCGUGAAUGCGGCCUUGCGUCCAAAGCCACAAAUGCUAGUGCUAUAUAUGAUCAAGAAAGGAGGGAAGGAAGGAUGAGCUCUUUCAUUUGCUCCAAAUUCAUGCUGGCUGUGCGGAGACGUCCUCAAAGAAGAAAAGAAAAAGGAAUUAUGGCUGAUGUGAUCAUCAUGAGAAGCCCUCUGAAAGGUGGAAAACAAAAGAAAAAAAUUCAAUACUAGUAUUGUUAAAACAGUAGUAGUUUUUUCAAUUUAUUGUUAUCUGCAAUACUUACAUACGGACUACUGCUGCUAGUACUCCCGUUAAUUUCAACUUAAAUUAGAUUUCAUUCAACACGGAUAGGUUGCAUUACAGAUCCUUCAUGCCUUUUGUCUACUAACCAUAAUUUUUAUUUCUUAUCUUUGCCUUGAAUGCGCUGCCACCUCCUUUUGUAGGGCUUUGAUUGCCCAACGUGUAUCGUCGCUAUAUAUAGGCUUUUUUCCC